This is a messenger RNA of Didymosphaeria variabile, 366 nucleotides long. RefSeq lists its product as uncharacterized. The transcript is spliced from 2 exons. The record is from RefSeq and is a predicted model, not a curated record. The coding region runs from base 1 to 366 and encodes 121 amino acids. Lineage: Eukaryota; Fungi; Ascomycota; Dothideomycetes; Pleosporales; Didymosphaeriaceae.
AUGGCCAGCCUCACCUACAGACUCAAAGACCAUAUGUCCGACGCCAUUGCGCUGCUGCACCACCUUGGAUACGACCACGACGUGAGGAUAGUGGGGCACUCUAUGGGCGGCAGAGUCACUUCCGCUCUGAGCGUCACCAAGCCUGCGCUGUUUAAAGCUUUUGUCGUAAUGUAUCCGCAUUACUUUGCCCUCGAAGCCAUGUCAGCGCAGGUCAUUGCAGCGUAUGAUGCAGCGGGUGGGAACGUCACGGCGGUUGAUCUGCAGUUCUGGCCGAGCUUGUAUGGCGAAAACAUCCCGCAGGAUGAAGACGUGGUAUUUGAGGCGUAUGGAGGAGACGUCGCCGCACGUGAUUCGGGGUUGCGUUGA